Molecule: messenger RNA, 483 nt
Organism: Aethina tumida (small hive beetle)
Lineage: Eukaryota; Metazoa; Arthropoda; Insecta; Coleoptera; Nitidulidae
Exons: 2
Coding region: 53-424 (123 amino acids)
Source: RefSeq, a predicted model, not a curated record
AGACACGUCAUUUGUCAUAAAUUCUUAACGAAGUUGUGUUAAAAAUUUCAUCAUGUCUGAUUGCAGUGUGUGCCGGGACUUUAUCGCCAACGCGAGUGAUGGAAUUAAAUGCGAUAAAUGCGGAAAAGGCAUCCACGUUACGUGCGCCAAACUGUCCAGGAACGAGAUUGUUUGUUUGAGGCAAACCGAGAGGAAGGUCCAAUUCCAUUGCGACGGAUGCAGGACUGGUGAUUUGGAAGAGGCCAGACUGUUGGGUCUUAUCAACACUUUGGAAGAUGAAAUCAGACACAUAAAACGAAAGCACACAUGCGGUCCUAAGAAAAUUAGAACUGAGAAAUGUUGCAGGCACCGCCAUCAAACUUGUUCCAGCGUAGAACUUGCGGCAGGCGAUAAAUGUGAAGACAAAUCUAGUAAGAAAAAAUAAAUUGCCCAUAAAAGUGUAAACGAAAAAUUGCGUUUAAAUAAAUUACAGUGGUAAAUUAA